Impatiens glandulifera is the source of this 2260-nucleotide messenger RNA. RefSeq names its product transcription factor IIIB 60 kDa subunit-like. Gene Ontology annotation, cellular component: transcription preinitiation complex; transcription factor TFIIIB complex; nucleus. Bases 396 to 2111 code for a protein of 571 amino acids. The record is from RefSeq and is a predicted model, not a curated record. The transcript has 18 exons. Gene Ontology annotation, molecular function: RNA polymerase III general transcription initiation factor activity; RNA polymerase III type 3 promoter sequence-specific DNA binding; TBP-class protein binding. Gene Ontology annotation, biological process: DNA-templated transcription initiation; transcription by RNA polymerase III; transcription preinitiation complex assembly. NCBI's taxonomy places the organism in Eukaryota, Viridiplantae, Streptophyta, Magnoliopsida, Ericales, Balsaminaceae.
UGCAGAUUCAAAAGGCGCUCCCGAUCUCCAUUAACGUUUCCAUGAAGAUCGAAUAAUAAUCUGCACUUUGUGAUCUGAAGGAAGAAGAAGAACGAUAAACGAAAUAAUUCCUCUUGAUUUUUCAUAACGGUAAGAUUUUUACGAGUUAACCGAGUCAAUACCUGAUCACACUCUUUAUCCACUUUCUGUCACUCGUGAACUCGAUCGAGUUCGCGAGUUGACUCUCGAAUUCGAUACCAUUCCUCAUUCUUCAACCCUAGAACCGUUAUAUUUCACUCUAUAAUCACCGGCAACGAACGAUCGAACGGGACAACUCCUUUUUUUUUCCUCUUCUUUUCUUUCUUUCGGAGGAGGAGGAGAAGGUACAAUCUCUGCCUUGAUACGGACACGGGAGAAUGGCUUUGGUUUGGUGUUCUAAUUGUUCACGAAGUGUUCCUACUCAUUUAUCUGAUAGUUUCGUAUGUUGCGUUGAGUGUGGAAAAGUUGUUGAACAGGAAGAUUUUUCAACUGAAGCUACUUUUGUAAAAAACUCCUCUGGACAGAGUCAAGUAGCUGGAACUAAUGUGAGGUCUGUCCAAGGAUAUUACUCAAAUUCACGUGUAAGGACGUUGGAUGAAGCUCGAGAACAUAUGAGGUUUUUGACAACAAACUUGAGAAUGGAUGAUGAUGACAUGAUAAUUGGUCCGGCUAUUGUAUUCUAUACGAUUGCUCUAGAGAGGAAUUUCACAAAGGGACGAAGAAAAGAUGUAGUAUGUGCUGCUUGUCUUUAUAUUGCUUGUCGGGAGAAGAAAAAGCCGUAUCUCCUUAUUGACUUUUCAGAUGAAUUAAGGACCAAUGUUUACGUGCUAGGCGCUGUUUUUUUGCAACUCUGCAAACUUCUAAGUCUAGAAGAGCACCCCAUUGUUCAAAAACCUUUAGAUCCCAGCCUCUUCAUUCAUAGAUAUUGCGAGCGUUUGUUGGGUGGAAGGAACUUUGAAGUUUCAAGAACUGCACUUCGUAUUGUUGCUAGCAUGAAGAGAGACUGGAUUCAGACUGGAAGAAAGCCCAGUGGAUUGUGUGGUGCUGCACUUUACAUCUCUGCUCUUUCAUACGGACUCAAGUGUUCAAAAUCAGAAGUUGUGAGGGUUGUCCAUAUAUGCGAAAGUACACUAACAAAGAGAUUAAUUGAGUUCGAGAAUACAGAGUCAGGAGGAUUAACGAUUGAGGAGUUCAAUACAAAAGCCAAGGAACUUGAAGCAUUGACGGAUUUGAGAAAAGAACCAAAGGAAGAAUCCUCCAUGAAUGAACUACUUUGUGAACACAAGAAGGAUGGACUACCUCAUCAUGCUCAUGGAUUAUGCAAAAACUGUUAUGAUGAUUUCCAAAAACUUUCAGGAGGAUUAGAUGGAGGGACAAAUCCUCCAGCAUUUCAGCGUGCUAGAGAAAGAGAAAGACUGCAAAUGGAGUCCGAUAAAAUUGAUGAUGAAUCAUCCGAAUGUUUUGGGCAUGACGAGUCUACAGGACAUGAAACUGGUCCUAGUCAGAAAUAUGAUGGGAUUACAGAAGAUUGUGAAGACCCAGAAACACUUUCUGAUAUUGAUGAUGCCGAGGUUGAUGGUUACCUUCAUAACGAGGAGGAGACGCACUUUAAAAAGAUUAUUUGGGAAGAAAUGAAUAAGGAAUACCUUCAGGAACAAGCUGACAAGGAAGCAAUUGCAGCUGCUGAACAAAGAAUUCGUGAUGCCAACUUAAGCAACUGUCCUGAGGAGGUUCAAGCUACAUGUAGGCUUGUUGCUGAACUGAAAGCUAAGAAGGAAAAAACACGGAGGCAAACCACAGAUGCAAAGCGUCCAACAGCUCCACCACAAUCUGCUGUAGAGGCCACUAAACAAAUGUUAACAAAAAAGAGGCUUAGUUCAAAAAUCAACUAUGACGCAUUGGAUAAACUUUUCGAUGAACCGGUUUACGAUGAUAAACCUAAAAGAAGUCGAAAUGAUACCGGAUAUGAGAAUAAUGAAUCUAAGGAGGAUGCUUUCGAAGAGAAAGAUAUCGAAGAAGAGGGUGGAAUUGCAUAUGAAAAUGAUGAACAAGGCUUUGAAGGAAAUGUAGAUUUUUAUGAUGAUGAUGAUUAAGAGUGAUGAUAAUUUAAGGGCUUUGAUUCUCUCUUAUAUUAUAUAUAUUCACACCCGUACAAUAAAACCUAGACUCAUGUUAUUACCAAAUAAACUUAUAUUAUUAUUUAUUAAUUAUUAUUGCAUAUAUAGAAAUGUGAUUGAUUGUU